This is a messenger RNA of Paramecium primaurelia, 1088 nucleotides long. The record is from the annotation of a GenBank genome assembly. Lineage: Eukaryota; Ciliophora; Oligohymenophorea; Peniculida; Parameciidae.
AUGAAAUCAUUUCUGAUUAUUCAUUAAGUAAUUCCACUGUCUCUGAAAUCAAUUAACCAUCCUUUAUUUAACAACAGGAUUAAUCCAAUUCUACGAAAAUUUUAGAUUCAGCAAAAUCUUUAGUAAAAUAGUCUUCUUAAAGAAUCACUAUAAAAAAAUUAAAAUUUUGUGGAGAUAAUUAUAAAAAAAAUAAUUAGAAAGACAAUCAAUAAAAAGAAAUAAAACCAACAAAUACAAAACAAUUAGAUUCACAAAGUGAAGCAUUAACUAAAGAAAUUGUUAAUUUAACUAAACAAUUACAAUAAUUAAAAUUAAUUAUUAAUGCUAUAUCAGUUAUAAUUAAGAAAUUAAUAAGAAACAAUUAAAAAAUAUGAAAAGCUUUCUAGUGAAAUAGUAAAAUUAUUAGAAGUGAAAAAUGAAAUGUUAAACAAACUAAGAAAUGAAAAUGCAGAAAUGGAAAAUAUAAUUAAUUAGGAUAAAUUUAAAAGUGUACGAUAAUUAGAUUAAGAAUUAAAAAAAGAAAAAGAUGAUAAAUUAAAAUAUUAAGAAUUACUUACUUAAAAAAUAGAAGAAAAUUAAAAUUUAGUUGAAGAACUUAAAUAAUUUAGAUAGGUUCUAUCAAAAUUAAGAGAUGAAUUUGAAAGAUUUAGAAACACGUAAUUUAUUUAUUUUUAUGUAGACAUAAUCAAAGCAAUAUAACUCAAUCUAAAAUAGAAGUAGUUGACACUUUAUUUUAUUAAGAAAAGUUAAAAAUAAAAGUCUCUACUAUCAAUGAAUUAAAGUUGUAAAAUUAAUAAUUACAAGAAGAAGUAGACUAUUUUAGAAGCUUGAGUCUAUAAUAAAAAAGAUUUCUGAAAAAUACGAAGAGGACCUAGAUUUUUAUAGAGAAAUACUAUUUAAACACUAAAUAAUUAAAUAAUGAAACUAAAAUCUAUUCUAUUAAUAAUAUUUUAUUUAUUUUAUUUUUAUAUAUCAAUUAUAGAAUAUAUCAUUAUUCAGAAUACCAAUGUGACUAAAUUUUAGAAUAUUGUAAAUUAAUUAACCAUACUUAUAUAUAAUUUAAAAAAGUGACAAGGCAACUUUUGUGA